Messenger RNA from Frankliniella occidentalis (western flower thrips), 738 nucleotides. Its product is annotated as probable serine hydrolase. The record is from RefSeq and is a predicted model, not a curated record. NCBI's taxonomy places the organism in Eukaryota, Metazoa, Arthropoda, Insecta, Thysanoptera, Thripidae. Bases 185 to 706 code for a protein of 173 amino acids. The transcript has 3 exons.
GUGCCGCCCGAGUCAAUGUCUGCCGGCCCCGUUCACUCGAGCAUUGUCUAACUCGUCAACUCUGUGUUUUGUUUCCGAUACUGUUUAAUUUGUACCUUUAACAACGCCCAAGACUGUCUCCCUACUAGACGUGAAGGUGCCCCCUCCCACCUCCUCUUCGACCAGCCACAACCUCGCCGCAGCUAUGCUGUCUCUCCGCUCCGUCCGCGCCCUGGAGGCCGCGGCCGUCCGAGGGAAGGCGACGGCGGCCCAGCCCCGGCCGCAGCCUGGCGACGAGGAGGACGCCGGCCGAGGCGUGCGGCUGCAGGCCGCCCCUGACCGCCAGGCGGAGCUCCUGGAACAGCUGCAGGAGCGGGAGGUCCGCAUCCCUGUGCCCUGGGGACACGUUGCCGGCAAGUGGUGGGGCCGCACCGACAGGCGGCCGUUGCUGGCGCUGCACGGCUGGGGCGACAACGCGGGCUCGUUCGAGCGUCUCGCCGGCGCGCUCCGCGGCGUGCCCGUGCUGGCCCUGGACCUGCCCGGCCACGGGCUGUCGUCGCGCGUGCCCCGCGGUCUGGCGCCCGCCGACCGCGGCCUGCUGCUCGCCACGCUGCGCCGCGUGCAGCGCGCCCUGGGGCUCACGUCGCUCUCGCUCGUCGGCCACUCCCUCGGGGACGCUGUCGCCCUGCUGUACGCCGCCACCUACCCCACCGACGUGGACAUGUAAGUUGGGCUGCUGAGCGAGAAUCCCAAUUCUUU